Messenger RNA from Hibiscus syriacus, 1953 nucleotides. Its product is annotated as GRAS family protein RAM1-like. Lineage: Eukaryota; Viridiplantae; Streptophyta; Magnoliopsida; Malvales; Malvaceae. Gene Ontology annotation, biological process: regulation of DNA-templated transcription. The record is from RefSeq and is a predicted model, not a curated record. The transcript has 2 exons. Bases 1 to 1899 code for a protein of 632 amino acids. Gene Ontology annotation, molecular function: sequence-specific DNA binding; DNA-binding transcription factor activity. Gene Ontology annotation, cellular component: nucleus.
AUGGCCGAGUCCAAGAAAAAUGCUCCAUCUUCUGAAAUGGAGAAAACCAGCUUAACCCCACCAAGCCUCAACUUCCCUGCUGUGAAAUUUGAAUUGGAUGGUGAUGUUGAGGUUCAGUCCCCAGACAGUUCCCUGUGGGAAACUUUUUUCUCCGAUCAUUUCGAUUCCGAUUUCAUGGUCUCGUCUCCGGUGAGGAACUUUCCGUCUCCACAAGUGUCGAACUACAACUUCAAUAGUGUUAUGGGAAUGCAAGGGCAGAGUAUCUUAGGGUGUUCUCCGCCUCGGUUUUUGUCUCAGUUCGGGUCAUAUAGCAGCAGCAGCAGCAAGGGGAAAGGGCAGAGCCCACUGCAUAGAGUGUUUAACUCGUCUAACGAUCAGUUCAUGCAGGUUGAAAGCCUUUCACUGCCUGCCAUCGAAGAAUUCUUGGAUGAUUAUCGAAAGGAUGGUUAUGAAGAUCAGAACCAAACAAGCAGGAUUUCGGGUAUUGGAACUUCAAAUAACAUGUUUGAAAUGCCUACUACUGUUCCAUCGAUGUUGGACUGCAUCUCCAUGGUAAAUUCUUCAACGUUUUCUGGGUCGGUGAGUGAAACGAUAUCGUCUCAGUUGAACCAGGAGCAACACUAUCAGGUAAGUGCCGUCUCAAGGGCACCAUUAUCCCAACAACUGCAACAAGAGAAGCAGCAAGAGAAGCGAAUAUCAGUAUCACCUGAACAACAGCAGAACCAGAACCUUGGCCAUACCUUGAUGGUUCCCAUCCCUGUUGGCCCUGAGCAGGAGCAAGAUAGUGGACUUCAGUUGGUUCACCUGCUGCUUGCAUGUGCUGAAGCAGUAGCCAAAGAGGAUUACUUGUUAGCAAGAAAAUAUAUACAUCACCUCAACCGAGUGGUAACUCUUCUCGGGGACUCCAUGCAAAGAGUUGCCUCUUGCUUCACUGAAGCCCUAAGUGCAAGGCUCGCCGCCACCAUAACCACCAAUCCCAGCACCUCUGGUGCUCCGAAACCGUACCCUCCUUUCCCAUCAAACUCCUUGGAAAUCCUCAAGAUUUACCAAAUUGUUUACCAAGCAUGUCCCUACGUAAAGUUUGCACAUUUCACUGCUAAUCAAGCCAUCUUCGAGGCAUUUGAAGCUGAAGAACGUGUUCAUAUGAUUGACUUAGAUAUCCUCCAAGGCUAUCAGUGGCCGGCUUUCAUGCAAGCCUUAGCUGCUCGACCGAGCGGAGCUCCAUUUCUAAGGAUAACUGGAGUCGGGACCUCUAUGGAAGCCAUUAAAGAGACGGGGAGAUGCUUGACUGAACUAGCUCACUCGCUCCACAUUCCGUUCGAGUUCCACCCGAUUGGGGAGAAACUUGAAGACAUAAAGCCCCAUAUGUUCAACAGGAGAGUCGGUGAGGCUCUCGCCGUGAACGCUGUUAACACGCUCCACCGAGUCCCCGGGAGCUGCCUCGGGAACCUACUGGCAAUGAUCCGUAACCAAGCGCCUAACAUAGUAACUCUCGUUGAACAAGAAGCAAGCCAUAAUGGACCUUACUUCUUAGGCCGUUUCCUGGAGGCAUUGCACUAUUAUUCAGCCAUAUUUGACUCACUGGACGCCACUUUCCCACCAGAUUCCGCGCAGAGAGCCAAAGUAGAGCAGUAUAUAUUUGCGCCGGAGAUAAGAAACAUAGUGGCGUGUGAAGGGAGUGAGAGAAUAGAAAGGCACGAGAGGCUGGAGAAAUGGAGGAAAUUAAUGGAAGGAAAAGGGUUCCAAGGGGUGCCCUUAAGUGCAAAUGCAGUAACUCAAUCCAAGAUCUUGCUGGGUUUAUAUUCUUGUGAUGGUUAUCGACUCACUGAAGAUAAAGGCUGCUUGCUCUUGGGGUGGCAAGAUAGAGCUAUUCUUGCAGCUUCUUCUUGGCGAUGUUGAAUCAACUUCUUCCCUUCCCUUCCCUUGUUUCAAAUCACAGCACAUGUAUGUUUC